Molecule: messenger RNA, 1293 nt
Organism: Miscanthus lutarioriparius
Lineage: Eukaryota; Viridiplantae; Streptophyta; Magnoliopsida; Poales; Poaceae
Source: the annotation of a GenBank genome assembly
AUGAACCCGGACUCCAAGCUCCUGUUGGACGAGAUGCAUCGUCUCUUCAACGAGCAGAAGACCCAGAUCGAGGACCGAUUCACUGAGGCGGAUCAGAAGUUGGACUUGCGCUUCAUCGACAGCAGCCGCCUCCUGGAGAAGCGGUUCGUCGACGUCGACAAAUCCGUCACCAAGCACCUCGCCAACGUCGAUGACUCCCUCAACAAACGCCUGACCGAGGUCGACGACACCCUCAACAAGCGCCUCGCCGACUCCGACCUCUCCUGGGAACGCCGCAUCACCAACUCCGAGCUGCACCAGAACAACCUCAUCGCCGAAGCUGAACGACGUCAGGACGACCGCAUCUUCGGCGUCAUGAAGGUCGCGGGCGCCCUGGAGAGCUGGCGCCAGGACUCUGAAGGUGCUAUGGAUGAUCUCAAGCUGAAGGUGGACAAACUCACAAAAUAUUGGGAUCGAUCAUUCCUCGACAACGCUACGGCGUCGACAGGGUUGAUCUCCCAACCACCUUCGGCGUUGGAGCAGACCGCUGCGCGUUCAUCUGCGAAUCUCACGGCUGCUCGGCCCAGCGGGCACCACGUCGAAACGACUCCACGAGCGGAUGGUAUUGGGGAGAAUUCUUCCCAAUCCCAUUCUCCGGCCAAUGGUAUGCAUUCCAAGCCCAAACCUGAGGUUUUGCUGUUUCAUGGAGAAGCUUAUGAUGUUCAUACUCGUAACCAUCCUCCUGAUCCUAACCCACCCAAUCUCGGCAAACUACUCAAGCAAAAUUUUCCCAUCUAUGAGGGGGAGACUACUCGUCUAUGGAUAUCUCAGGCCGAGGAUUACUUCGACAUGUAUGAAGUACCUCCACGCCAGUGGGUCAAAAUUUCUCACAUGAACUUUCAUGGAGCAGUCGGUCGCUGGAUCGAGUCCAUUCCCCAACCAGAUCGCCUACCCUGGCCUGAUUUUUGCAAAAUGCUCCACGAUCGCUUUGGCCGUGAUCAGCGUGACAAGCUUGUGAUGGGCGACAAGGCUCCUGCCAAGGGCCAAGAUGACAAGCUUUCAACACUUCGGGCCUACUGCCGUGCCCAGGGUCUCUGUGAAGUCUGCGCCGAGAAAUGGGGUCACCCAUUCCAGCAUGAUUUAAAGAUUCUUCAGUUGGACUCUGACGACCUAAUUCUGGGUAUGGACUGGCUCGAGCGAUACAGCCCAAUGGAAAUUCACUGGAAGGCUAAAUGGAUCUCUAUACCUUGUGAUGGUACUCAGUUGGUGCUUCAUGGGCUUUCCGCCACAUCUACAGUUGACAUGGUUUUCUAA